Penicillium angulare is the source of this 2382-nucleotide messenger RNA. RefSeq names its product response regulator. Gene Ontology annotation, molecular function: protein kinase activator activity; phosphorelay response regulator activity. Gene Ontology annotation, cellular component: Mcs4 RR-MAPKKK complex. Gene Ontology annotation, biological process: osmosensory signaling via phosphorelay pathway. Lineage: Eukaryota; Fungi; Ascomycota; Eurotiomycetes; Eurotiales; Aspergillaceae. The coding region runs from base 1 to 2382 and encodes 793 amino acids. The record is from RefSeq and is a predicted model, not a curated record. The transcript has 3 exons.
AUGCCAGAGAGACGUCUGACACGUCUUCUCAAGGCCAAGUUGCUGCGACGAUCAUCGACACCAGCGGUACCAGAUCCGGGCAACGGGGCGGACCCGCGUGUCCACCCAAACUUGAAUUCAACCUCUGGAAUCUCUGGGACCCCCCAUCUUUUCGACUCCGCGAGCGAGAAGUCUCCAUACAGCGUCGUUUCCUCUGCCGCCCAAUCCUCCGACGAUACCGCCUCGGGCCAGGACGUGCAGGAGAGUCCACGACACACCCAACGCCACCGGGGCCAGUUUUGCAAUCCAUCCCCGCGGCAGUCCGACCAGCAUCUUCAUCAUCAUCCAUCGUCGGAGAAUCUAGUCAACACCCCUCCAACGACCGAACCGAAAUCCUCGCCGCUACCUACCCCUCUCUCCGACGAGCCCACUUACCCCCUUGAUUUGUCGAUACCGACACCCCAGCAUUCCGACGAUACCUCCCUGCAGGUCGCGCAAGUCAAAGUUCGCACGCCAAGUCUGACCGAGUAUCAAUUGACACCGACAUUAGAAACCGUCGUCGAAGCAGUACUAGACGAUCACAGGCCAUCUGUUUCGUUCUUUCCACCCCAAUCCAGCAAGCGACCUUCCCUUGCUAGUCGGCGACAGUCCCUGCUUCCCGCUUCCCAGCAGCACUUAAUCAGUGGGCUGCUAGAACAGAGUCUCUUUGCUUCACCAAGUGACCACGGCAGCAGUCGCGUCCCCGUAACUGCUGCCAAUAUGGUUACUCGUCGUAUUUGGGUGAAACGGCCGGGUGGCUCGGCCACCCUGGUGCCAUGUUUGGAAGACGCAGUGGUUGAUGAGUUGCGCGAUCAAGUCAUCAUGAAAUACGGAAACUCACUAGGGAGAACCUUCGAUUCCCCAGAUAUUGUGAUUAGAAUCGUAGCGCGCGAAGCUUCAACCCGGCUCACGACCACAGACCGGCUACUGAGUCCCGAAGAAGUUUUGGCAUCUGUGCUGGAUUCAUAUUAUCCUGACGGUCAAUCAAUCGAAGAGGCAUUACUGAUUGAGGCACCUUCACGUCGGACACCAAAGCCCUCGCCUCGACCCACUGGUGGUUAUCACCACCAUCACCCCGAGCCUGGUGAGCAUGGCGAAUAUUUCCCUCUUAUGCCUGCCAAUACGAAGGCUCCUACGCCACCCACCCAUUCUUCCAGUUCUGGUGGAACAAAUCCCCAAUCGAUCUCUAUCUUAACAAACGGAGUCGCUCCUGCAAUCCCAUCACCGGGCGGCCGGCCUCGUCGUCAUCAACCAUCGCUUCAUCGACCACCCCUGCAACGACACACGACUAAUUCGCCCACAAUGCUUGGCCAAGUCCCUACUGUGACAGAAACCGGCGUUUCCCCUCAUUCUCAGCCUCCCCCAACCAUACCGCCCCAGAACGUGCCAACCCCACCAGCAACUGUGGCCGAAUCUCCUCAAGCAAAGUCCCAUACUCCUCCAGCACCUAUCGCAUCGCCAAGAUCUUUGCGGAAGUCCAAAGCAGCAGUAUCGCCAGGUGCGGCUUUUGGUGGAUUAAUUGACGGAACCGUGCCACCGAUUAACGUCCUGAUCGUGGAGGACAAUAUCAUCAACCAGAAGUUGCUAGAAGCCUUCAUGAAACGCCUCAGCGUGCGGUGGAAGUGUGCAGCUAACGGAGAAGAGGCUGUUCGGAAAUGGCGUCAAGGCGGAUUUCACUUGGUUCUUAUGGAUAUUCAACUGCCUGUUAUGAACGGUUUGGAUGCGACCAAAGAGAUUCGUCGAUUGGAGCGACUGAAUGGCAUUGGCGUCUUUUCUAAAACAGCAUCUGGUCGGUCCAGUGCUUCAAGCGCCAAUGAAAAACGUCCUGGUCUCUAUCGCUCUGUCAGCGAGGAAGACACCCUGAGCGAUCUUUCAUUAUUCCGGAGCCCUGUCAUUAUUGUCGCAUUAACAGCUAGCAGUUUGCAAAGUGACCGUCAUGAAGCAUUGGCUGCGGGAUGCAAUGAUUUCUUGACCAAGCCCGUUGGUUUCCCUUGGCUUGAGCAAAAAGUAACCGAAUGGGGUUGCAUGCAAGCCCUUAUUGACUUUGAGGGUUGGCGCAAAUGGCGUGGCUUCAUGGACUCCCCCCGAUCCCUGUCUCCUAGCAUCCAAACCGCAGCCAGCCCUAUGCAAACUGGUAGUCGCGAAUCUGUCGCCCAACCAGAAGUUUCAUCACCUUCGGUAUCGCGAACUAAAUCCAAGCCGAAAGGCCUCAAGCCGCCUAAUUUGCCCGAUGCCGAUGAAAUCAUGAGGCAAAAUUCAUGGGGCAGCGGUACGGGCGGUUCAGCAACCAGUUAUGACGCAAGUCCAGCUGAGGCUGAAUUCAAAUCCAGUGAACCUUCACCUGGUUCAGCGAACGAAUCAUGA